Messenger RNA from Bicyclus anynana (squinting bush brown), 1755 nucleotides. RefSeq names its product probable cytochrome P450 9f2 (gene Cyp9g3). The record is from RefSeq and is a predicted model, not a curated record. The transcript has 10 exons. The coding region runs from base 39 to 1604 and encodes 521 amino acids. Gene Ontology annotation, molecular function: monooxygenase activity; oxidoreductase activity, acting on paired donors, with incorporation or reduction of molecular oxygen; iron ion binding. NCBI's taxonomy places the organism in Eukaryota, Metazoa, Arthropoda, Insecta, Lepidoptera, Nymphalidae.
UAUAGUGAUAAUUAGUAUCGUAGCGACAUUCGGACAAAAUGAUCGUCGAAGUGCUGGUGUUUCUGGUGACCACUCUCCUGGCCUACUUCCUGUACCUGUACAAAUGGGUACAUCACUAUUUUGACAAAAGGGGAGUGAAGUAUUUGCCCGGGGUGCCGGUAUUUGGCAACAUGUUAAGUUCUCAGUUACAGAAAUGUCACAUGGUUGACGAUUUCGAUAAGGUUUAUCGUGCAUUCCCGAAUGAAAGAUAUGUGGGUUAUAUAGAAGGCACAACACCUAUCAUCAUGAUCCGAGACCCGGAGCUGACGAAAGCCAUCACGGUUAAGGACUUCGAUCACUUCGUCAACCACAAAGAGUUCAUCUCUGAGGAGAUCGAGCCGCUGUUUGGAGGCAGCCUGGUCAUGAUGAAGGGCGAGCGAUGGCACGACAUGCGCACGACGCUGAGCCCCGCCUUCACCGGCUCCAAGAUGAGGAAGAUGCUGCCCUUCAUGACGGAGAUCAGCAGCAACAUCGUCCGACAUUUGAAAGACCGCAUUAACGAAGACAUCGACGUGGAGGACCUGAUACGUCGCUACACGAAUGACGUCAUCGCGUCAGCUGCCUUCGGCCUGCAGGUGGACUCGGUGAAGGACAAGGACAACAAGUUCUACAAGAUGGGACAGCAUCUGUUCAAAUUCAACGCCUGGCAGAGAUUCCUCUUCUUCUUCACUGGUGUCUUCCCCAACCUGUCUAAAAAGCUCGGUGUUAAUAUAUUCCCUGCGAAGACGACGGAUUUCUUCAACAAUCUAGUGAGAAGCACCAUGGAGCAUCGUGAGAAGAACAACAUAGAGAGGCCUGACAUGAUACAGCUGUUGAUGGAGGCCUCUAAAGGUGCACUAAAGGCUGAGAACGACGCCAGCGAUAAUUUCGCCCCCACUGACGACACCUUCAAACCGAAGACUGUACAAAGACAAUGGACUCAAACGGAGCUAUCGGGCCAAGUCUUCAUCUUCUUCGUCGCCGGCUAUGAGAGUUCUGCUACCGCCCUGGUGAUGUGCGUCCACGAGCUGGCGCUCAACCCUGACGUGCAGGAGAAGUUGUACCAGGAGGUCAGACAGUUCAAGGAGGAACGAGGGGAGUUGACGUACGACAACAUUUCCACGUUGAAGUACUUGGAUUGUGUGUUGAAUGAAACCCAAAGAAAAUGGGCGGCUGCUCUUAUAAUGGACCGAGUGUGCACCAAGCCUUAUGAGCUACCACCACCGAGGGAAGGAGGAAAACCAGUGCAAUUGAACAAAGGCGACAUAGUAUACAACCUGGUGAACUCCCUGCAAAUGGACCCGCAGUACCACCCGGACCCGACCCGGUUCUACCCGGAGCGGUUCAGCGAUGAGAACAAACACAACAUCAAACCAUUCACCUACAUGCCCUUCGGCAUGGGCCCCAGGAACUGCAUCGGAUCAAGGUUUGCCUUGAUGGAGCUAAAGGUACUAAUAUUCACCCUGGUGCUGAACUUUAAGAUUGUGAAAACCGCAAAGACCUCUGACCCUAUAGAGCUAAGACCCCACGCGUUCAGCAUACAACCCAAGAACGGAUCUUGGGUUAAAUUGGAACCUAGAACAUAAGUCGAAAUUUUAUUUUAUACCUUUUAAUAAAAUUAAUUGUUAAUUUGUGUAUACUGUAUACCUAACUAAAAAUAUUAAGUUAUAGGUAUUUUUGUGAGAAGCGCAUAAUUUUAAGAAUUGUUGUUUUAAUAAAUAUCUUUUUUUUUCAAAA